CGUUUUUAUUAAUCUAAUAAUAACAAUUCCAAAACCUAUAUAAACAACGGUAACAAGUAUAAGCGUUUUCAGAGUUUCUAGUUCUUCUUCUUCUUCUGCACGCGACAUAGCUAAAGAAGUUGCUACGAUGAAAAAUAUAGAGAGCAAAGAUAGAGAGUCUCAUGAGACGACCAACAUGUUUGGACAUACUGCGAGCACAAACCAGUUUGAUUUUCUUGAAAGAGUUGCUAAGCAGAAAGAAGAAGAAAGUAAGUUUCUUUCUCUUUUCGGGACCAGCCGGUCUCUUUUUGAGAAGCCUCCUGUGGAGACCAGCACAUCUCUUUUUGAGAAGCCUCAUAUGAGAACCAGCCCAUUUCUUUUUGGGAAGCCUCCUGUGACGACAAGCCCGUCUCUUUUUGAGAAGCCUCCUGCAACGACUAACUCGUUUCUUUUUGGGAAGCCUCUUGUGACGACAAGCCCGUCUCUUUUUGAGAAGCCUCCUGCAACGACCAGCCCGUUUCUUUUUGGGAAGCCUCCUGCGACGACAAGUCCGUCUCUUUUUGAGAAGCCUCCUGCAACAACUAGCUCGUUUCUUUUUGGGAAGCCUCCUGUGACGACAAGCCCGUCUCUUUUUGAGAAGCCUCCUGCAACGACUAGCCCAUUUCCUUUUGGGAAGCCUCCUGUGACAACAAGCCCGUCUCUUUUUGAGAAGCCUCCUGUGAAGACCAGCCCGUCUCUUUUUGAUUUCAUGAAGCCUCCUGUGAAGACCAGCCCGUCUCUUUUUGAUUUCAUUAAGCCUCCUGUGAGGACCAGCUCGUCUCGUUUUGAGAAGCCCGACUCGUUUCUUUUCGAGAAGCUUCCUGUGCACGAAGUGGAAAUUACUAAGAAGCAGAAAGUAGAGAGCAUAGAGGGAGAGCCUCUUGUGACGACCAACCCGUUACUUGCUGAGAAACCAGAAGUGGAAAUUGCUAAGGAGCACCAUUCAAAUAACAAAAAAGAAAUUGCUAUGAUGAAAAACGUAGAGAGCACAUAUGGAGAGCCUCAUGUGACGAUCAAUGUGUUUGCUGCUAAGAAUGAAGAAGUAGAAAAAGUUGCUGAGAUGAAGAACGUAGAGCGCACAAAUGGAAAGCCUCAUGUGACGAUCAACUUGUUUCUUGCUAAGAGGCAAAAAGUAGAGAUAGAGAGCACUGAGGGAGAGGAUCCUCAUGUUACGAUCAACGUAUUUCCUUCUAAGAAUGAAGAAGUAGAAAUUGCUAAGCAGCAAAAAGUAGAGAGCAUAGAGGGAGAGUCUCUUGUGACGACCAAACCGUUUGUUGCUGAGAAACAAGAAGUAGAAAAAGUUCUUUCUGUAAUGGAGGAUGCCAAAAAUGCCCUACAGUCGUCAAAGAAAAGGGCUGCUGAACGGGAGCUCACUCGAGACACUCCUCUUGACGAUGAGGAAGAUGACACUGACCUUGAAGCUGGAACUUUCAAAAAAGCCAGUGACGAGGUUCUGGCAACCAAAAGAAUAAUCAAAGUAUCACGUCGCCAACAGAAUAAUUCUGAUCCUUCUUCAAACCCUGUCGCUGGAAUACGCUUGGCUGCUCCCACUGUACCCACUGCCCAGCCUGGUGAAGAAGUUGCUAAUGCGAUGUCUUGGGGUGCCAGCGUACGUCCAGAACAUCAGGACAGUCUCUUUAAACAAUGGGGUGCCAGCGUACGUCCAGAACAUCAUGACGGUCCUUUUAAACAGGGUACGGUGUCUUGGGGUGACAGCGUACAUCCAAAACAUCAUGCCAAUACCAUUAAUGAAUGGGGUAGGGUGUAUUGGGAUGGCAGCAAACAGCAAUCUCAUUAAACAAUGGGGUGCCAUAUGUUGGGAUCAGAAAUUUUGAUUUUUGUUUUUUGAAAGGAAAACUUAUAGUAUUGAUUAUUAUUAUUAUGGUUCAAAGUAUCCCUUUUGAAGAUAUUGUCAAUGAUAUACAAUAUAUUUCAAUAUUGGGUCUACCACAGAUAUCUACAGUCACUACACAAUGAUCCCCCACACCCACAGUAUUGGGAUGUUGAGAUA
Medicago truncatula (barrel medic) is the source of this 2029-nucleotide messenger RNA. RefSeq lists its product as uncharacterized. Bases 128 to 1816 code for a protein of 562 amino acids. The record is from RefSeq and is a predicted model, not a curated record. Lineage: Eukaryota; Viridiplantae; Streptophyta; Magnoliopsida; Fabales; Fabaceae. Gene Ontology annotation, cellular component: nuclear pore. The transcript has 9 exons.